AUGCCGGAUACAUCUGCAAACCAAGACACUUCUCAGUCCAGAUCCAGUCCUGCUGGAACUAUUCCAAAAUUCUUUUUUAAAAAGCAGGACAGUUCUAGUGCCAUUAGACUUGAACUAACAAGGCUGUCGCUUCUGACCCUCCAAGACAAGCACGGAAAGUCUAUAUUGUCAAAUGAUGAGUUGGAUAAACUGUGGAUAUGUCUAUGUUCUCAUGCAACUAUACAAUCCAAUGAUAAAUCCCAGAGAGUAUCGUUUGCACAGUUUCAAGCUGUUGAGGAGGAUCUGGAUACAAAGUAUGCACAGUUCUUCAAACCAUCGCUAUUUCUUCGUUUUUCUAGAGAUGAUCAGGGUCGUAUUGAUAUUCUUGCCUUUUUUAACUUUGUCCUCCGUAAAGUUUCGUUGAUGCAGGCUCGUGCCGAUUUAAGCAUAUACGAUGAAGAUGCAGAUGGAUAUCUGACCGAAUUCGAAUUACAAACAUAUAUCAAGACUAUUAUGCCUACUCUCAAUCUGCGCAACAUUAGUGCACCUUUUGAGAAAUUUUACAUCUGUACUGCUGUUCGCAAAAUCUUGUUUUUUUUGGAUCCAUUGAGAAGAGGUAAAGUGGCCAUAGAAUGCAUCUUGCUUUCACCCAUUCUUACAGAGCUACUAGAGCUUCGCGACCCAGAUCUUCCACGAGAGUAUGAACAGACCAAUUGGUUUUCAUCUUACUCUGCUUUGAGAGUAUAUGACACAGAUAGAAACGGUAUGGUGAGUAGAAAGGAGCUCUCAAAAUAUCGGUCUCAGACCUUAACUGGCAUGUUUCUAGAUCGAGUUUUUCAAGAAAAUCAAACAUAUAAUAACGAAAUGGAUUUCAACGCCUAUCUCGAUUUUGUUCUUGCAAUGGAAAAUAUGCGAUCUCCACAAUCAAUUACAUACUGCUUUAAACUGCUGGAUAUUUACAGUCGUGGAUAUCUUGACGAAAACAUCAUUUCUACAUUUUUCCAAGAGGUAUCCAAAAAACAAGAACUGUUGGGAUAUGAACUAGUUCCAGCCAAAGAUAUUGUAAAUGAACUGUUUGAUAUGGCUCAUCCAAAAGAUUUAACUCGAAUUACACUCCAAGGUGAGAUUUGGAUCAAUAAUUUAAUUAUGAAUCCUGCCAAUUUACCGAGUCUGUCUGAUGAAUCAACUUUAGAUCUGAUAGAAUGCGGAAUGGGCGGAACGUUUAUCAGUAUUCUCUGUGAUUGCAACGGUCUCCAGACAUAUGAGUCUCGAGACGAGGCAAAAUAA
Batrachochytrium dendrobatidis JAM81 is the source of this 1266-nucleotide messenger RNA. RefSeq lists its product as uncharacterized. Gene Ontology annotation, biological process: regulation of dephosphorylation; cortical cytoskeleton organization; T cell homeostasis. The transcript is spliced from 10 exons. The record is from RefSeq and is a predicted model, not a curated record. Lineage: Eukaryota; Fungi; Chytridiomycota; Chytridiomycetes; Rhizophydiales. Gene Ontology annotation, cellular component: spindle; centrosome. Gene Ontology annotation, molecular function: calcium ion binding. The coding region runs from base 1 to 1266 and encodes 421 amino acids.